UGUUGGGCUACUUUUUGCGGGCCGGGGCUGGGUUGGCUGCCAGCUGGGUGAAUGUCGUGAACAGUCGCCGAGUUGGGUUGGCUCCAGCCUCCCGCACGAACGAUAACUGGUUGGAGGUCUCGCUCGGUAGUUUGAGUCGUUGCGGUGGAAUAAGACUGCGAGAGAUGAAAUGAGGAAUUACCAAAUGAGCAAGACAGGAUGCAACAAACCGCAGAGCAGAAUGCCAAGUGAAACAAAAGAGACUGCUUCUUCUGGUUCCUCCUCGACUCUCAGCGGACUCAACUAACUAGCAGCUAAACCGGCUAACGUUAGCAGACUUAACGCUGGCUAACCUACUUUACGGAUUGACUGUAUGAGGUGGAUUCCCCUGCGUGUUUACACUUUGAAGCAUCCUCUCUCUCCUGUCCGCUGUCCGUGGAUCUCAUUGACAUUUGCUCCCCAUGGCAGCAGUGGUUAGCUACACUCCACCAUGGUGGGUGAACCUGCUGCACAGACUUCCACAUUUCAACUUAAGGUUCGAGCAAACGAGCAGUGACUUCAGACCAGAAGACUGGACGUAUCAACAGUCAAUCCUGUUACUGGGAGGUGUGGCGCUUGCCUGUCUGGCUCUGGACCUCCUCUUCCUGCUCUUCUAUUCCAUUUGGCUGUGCUGCCGGCGGAACAAAAACGAGGAGCAGCCCAACGCCGACUGUUGCUGCACAGCUUGGUGUGUCAUUAUUGCAACGCUUGUCUGUAGCGCUGGUAUUGCCGUCGGUUUCUAUGGGAACGGCGAGACUUGUGAUGGAGUGAAUCGAAUGACGUAUUCUCUCCGCCAUGCUAACCGCACGAUCACUGGAGUGCAGAAGUUGGUCUAUGACAGUACUUCCUCACUGAACCAGACAGUUGAUGACAAUCUGCAACAGCUUGAGGGGCAGUAUGCACAGCAUGCAGACUACCUGUCCAUCAUCCAAAAGCUGCAGGGCCAGCUGGAUGAGCUGGUCAGACAGAUGGUGGAGAUUCCCUUCUGGGAAAACUCCAACAUCUCCCUGGAUGAGUUUGCUGGCAAGAUUGAGCUUUUUGACUGGUACAGGUGGCUGGGCUACAUAACCCUGCUUCUGUUCGAUGUCCUCAUCUGCCUUCUGGUGCUGUUUGGCCUCAUUCGCAACUCCAAAGGAACACUCAUAGCGGUGUGCCUAUUUGGUGUAGUGGCUCUGGUAAUCAGCUGGGUCUCCCUGGGGCUGGAGUUUGCUGUCUCUGCUACCACCAGUGACUUUUGUGCAUCUCCUGAUACGUAUGUUACUGAAGUGACAAAGCAAUAUCAAGUCAUCAAUAAAGAAACCCUUCAGUACUACCUUAGUUGCAGUUUGGAGCAGAGCAAUCCCUUCCAGCAGAGGCUUUCCGGGAGCCACAAAGCAUUAGUGGAAAUGCAGGAUGAUGUGUUUGAACUGCUUCGAUCUGCCACCAGAGAGUAUAUACAAACCAAGGGACGCUUGGAAGAGAUCCAGGGGAUACUGAACACCACAGAGAUCAGCCUACAUCAGCUCACUGCAUUGGUGGACUGUCGCAGCCUGCACAUGGACUACGUCCAGGCCAUGACGGGACUUUGUUAUGAUGGACUUGAGGGUCUCAUCUACCUCGUGCUCUUCUCCUUCGUCACUGCUCUCAUGUUCAGCUCCAUUGUGUGCAGUGUGCCACACACCUGGAGAGGCAAGCGGAGCGAGGAGGACAGUGAGGACGAGUCUCUGAGCCAUGGAGGGAGGCAGAACAAUGAUAAUUUGUACCGGGUUCACAUGCCGAGCCUGUACAGCUGUGGUAGCAGCUAUGGUAGCGAGACCUCCAUCCCUGCUGCAGCCCACACCGUCAGCAACGCACCCGUCACAGAGUACAUGGCUCAGAAUGCCAACUUCCCUAAUUCUCGCUGUGAAAACACACCACUGAUAGGACGAGAGUCUCCUCCACCUUCGUACACCUCCAGCAUGCGGGCAAAGUACCUCGCCAACAGUCGACCAGAUCCCAAUAGUCGACCAGAUCCCAACAACACUCCAGCGCAUUAGACCCCGACAGGCUCAUCUGGUCUGCAGCACUGAUGCCACUGAAGUCACUCAGAAAGCCACUCCAUCAUCUUUUUUUUUUUUUUCCCAUAGAUAAUUUUCUCUCAGUCUCUUGCUUCUUGCUGCCUGACUUGACUUAAUAUAUGAAACCAAAUGUGCUUUCGCUGGCUGGUUGAAGCAGAGCUUUGGGACAUCCAUCAAAUCUCAUCUCAUGAGCUGUGAGUGCAGGAACUUGUCUACAUGUCCUCAGCUUACGUUUACUACUGCACGAAUCAUCAUUGGUGCUGGGAAAUUAACUCUGAUAUGAUGGUGCCAGGGCUGACUUUGAAUCUUUCUUUUCUUUUCUUUUUUUUUUUGUCUUUAUGAAUGCACCAUGACACGUACCAGUCACAUCUAACAAGCAUUGCUGUGUCAAGGACUCUGGAAGUGCUCAUAGACUAACAUUGAUUACUACUGGUUGUUUUGAUUUGUAAAGUACUGUACCAUACUCAGAGAGGAAUACAUUGCACAUUCAUACAAACUUUUUUUUUAGUUCAUGUUUUUUUUUUGUCUCCUCUAAAGCAUAACAUACAGGAAAGAAGAAAAAAAAAACUUUUUUUCUCAGUUCCUCAGCACUGCUUUCUGCUUACUGGCUUAAAAGUACAAGGUAUUGUUAUUUUUAAUGUGUACACGUGACACAUGCACCACACACUUGGAUUUCUCUGGCAUUGGCAUGCUGUUGCAUUUUUGUCUUAAACCUGAUUUCUGGAAACCGUUUUCCUGCAGUAUUGCACGUCUUAUAGAAACUUUAUUUUCUUCUUCUUCUCGAAACCCUGUUAUUUCCUGUGGAGUGUGCGUGUUUUGUUUUUUGUUUGUUUUUAGAUGGUGUGUUGAGCCCCUGUUACACAGCCAGGACUGUGUGAAGCUGUGAUUGUGGCUCAUAAUUUGGAUUGGACAAAGAUGAACUGUGUUGUAGGGAAGCAGCAGCAAUUAGUGAGAUGAUUAAUUUUUGUUUUAUAUACUACUGGAAGCAGUAAAAAAGCAGACACUUUUAACAAUCUCUCUCUCUCUCUCUCUCUCUCUCUCUCUCUCUCUCUCUCUCUCUCUCUCUCUCUCUCUCUCUCUCUCUCUCUCUCUCUCUCUCUCUCUCUCUCUCUCUCUCUCUCUCUCUCUCUCUCUCUCUCUCUCUCUAUCUAUCUAUCUAUAAAAUAUGAAUAUGAGAGAGAGAUUUUUUUUAUAUUCCUUUUAAUUUUCUUUCCCCUUACACACUUCAGAAGUAGUAUGCAUUAAUCUUGUUCCUGUUAAAUAAAAUCAUGUGCUCCCUUAGCAAAACUGGGACUUGUCCACACACAUCUAUAUCCGAUGAUACCCUUCCCUGCAAAAUGACACCGCUUCCUCCUCCCAGUGACUAACCCUCUUAAUCCAAAUGUGUAUAUAAAAAGAAAAUAUGCAUAUCUCAACAGAAAUUUCAGGAGAAGCUCCGUGCAUAGGCAGUGCAGUGUUUCUCAAAUGUGUUUUAGCAUUUAUAAUCAAAAACGGUUACGGGUGAGUGGAUGCUGUGAAGGGAUUGCAACAACUGUGCUCUCUGUACAAUCUGAAAAUUCUUUGCUACGUUUCCUGUUGAAGCAUGACAAACUUUGCAACGUGCAGUGAGAUGUUUGUACUUCUGCUUCCUCAGCUCGCUUCUUAGAUGUGCUUCGUGAUCAGUACAAGAGGUGAUGUUGAGACUGUGCCAACAAGUUAAGCACAACCCUUACUGUUUUUUGUUUUUUUUGUUGUUGUUUUUUUUUUUUUAAAUCUCUUUACUUAAAGUCUGUUGAGAAAAUGAGCCUGACUGGUUCGAACCACCUAUAUUCUGUUAAAUGUUAUUACACUGAUGCAGUUUUUCUCCUUUGGAUAGUCAUACUCUUUGUUUUGUAAUGCAAUGCUAUUAUACUGGUUAUAAACUAUUACAAAAUGAAGAAAAAAUUUGUGAAAUUGAAAUUUUAAUUUCUUUAAUUUCUACAUUUUUAAACAACUUUUUUUCUAUUGGGUUUGCUAGUUUAUUGUUUUUAGUUUAGAUUUGUAGAAGCACCGUGUGUUACUUCAUUAAUGUGAAUAUGGUAAAUAGAUUUAAAAUUUUCAUUAAAAUUUUUGUGGAGGAAAAAAAAUCACUGUAGAUGUAACCUUUUUAUAUAUGCAUAUAUAGAUAUAUAUGCAACGUGUACAUGUAAACACUGUGGUCAUCUUGAGGUUGAAUGCUGUGUUUCAAAAUUAAAGAAACCUUAAAUGUAGUGCAAUAGGUCAUCGCACUUCUUUGUGCUGUUGAGACUGAAAAUCCCUCCUGACAUCCAGUAGGUAGCAGCAAAACUUCACUGUAGUUCUUAGAGACAAUUGUUCAACUGCUCAAAUAUUUAAUCAGCCAGUUACAUGGCAGCGACUCAAUGCAUUUAGGCACGCAGAUACGGUCAAGACGAUCUGCUGAAGUACAAACCAAGCUUCAGAAUGGGGAAGAAAGGUGACUUAACAGACUGUUGCGUGGUUGUUGGGGCCAGUCUGAUAAUCUUAUAGAUUAACGUACAAGAUUUUCUCACACGAUCAUCUCUAACGUUUACAGAGAAUAGUUUGAAACUGAGAAAAUAUCCAGUGAACAGCAGUUCACCAAAUUCCUUGUUGAUGCCAGAGGUCAGAGAAGCAAAGUCAGACUACUUAAAGCUGAUAGGAAGGCAACGGUAACUUAUUACAACUAAGGUUUAGAGUGCAACUGAGGUAUGCACUCUCUGAACACUCAACAUAUGUAACCUUGAAGCAGAAGAUUACAGCAGCAGAGGAUCACACCAGGUAGGAAACUGAGCCUACAAUUUGCACAAGCUCACCAAACUUGAACAAUAAA
Molecule: messenger RNA, 4881 nt
Organism: Pelmatolapia mariae (spotted tilapia)
Lineage: Eukaryota; Metazoa; Chordata; Actinopteri; Cichliformes; Cichlidae
Gene: ttyh3a
Product: tweety family member 3a
Exons: 15
Coding region: 441-2033 (530 amino acids)
Cellular component (GO): plasma membrane
Molecular function (GO): volume-sensitive chloride channel activity; intracellularly calcium-gated chloride channel activity
Source: RefSeq, a predicted model, not a curated record